Molecule: messenger RNA, 1691 nt
Organism: Saccostrea cuccullata (small rock oyster)
Lineage: Eukaryota; Metazoa; Mollusca; Bivalvia; Ostreida; Ostreidae
Product: F-box/WD repeat-containing protein 5-like
Exons: 8
Coding region: 103-1578 (491 amino acids)
Biological process (GO): protein ubiquitination
Cellular component (GO): Cul4-RING E3 ubiquitin ligase complex; SCF ubiquitin ligase complex
Molecular function (GO): protein binding
Source: RefSeq, a predicted model, not a curated record
UUGCCUCACUGGAUACGAGGAAGCGAACGGUUAAAUAUUUUGAUAUUUUCCUUUAUUUGAUGGAGUGAAAGGAAACAGAAAACUAUAUGUGAACAUAGUCAGAUGAUCGACAGUGCGGACGAGAACUGCUGGGAACAUCUGACUGAUCCAGUUCUACUUCAUAUAUUCUCUUAUCUGGACAAAAAUGAGUUAAACAACGUGUGUAGAACGUGCAAGAAUUGGUAUCGAAUAGCCCAGGAUGAAAGCUUAUGGAAAGAAUUAACAUACAGGAAUUUAGGAUGUCGUUACUCUCGACAUGACGUCAGCUGGAAAUCGGAAUUGAAACGACUGACUUACCAUGCCCCCACCCAUCUUCAUCAAACGUGUGAGGGUCACGUGGAUGAAAUCUACUACGUCUGCUGUUCUAAUAGCGGCAAAUUCCUAGCUACCUGUGGAGCAGACGGUAUUGUAAAGGUAUGGAAAUAUGGUCCCAACACGGAGCUUUUACACUCCAGUCAAGUUGUGGAUCCGCCGUCCUAUGCCAACUACGUGGAGUUCAAUGAAGCUGAAACGCAUCUAAUCGUGAACUGCAUGAUGAGGGAGGAGGGCGGAUUACAAGUCGCACUGGCCGUGCUCGCCAUUGAAAAAGGACUUGCAGUGGUGGCGGCGAGACAAUCUUGGUUCCCUAACUUUAGAGGAACUUGGCUGACUAACGACACUUUCCUUCUAGCCGAUGUAUUGGCGUACUUUUUCUCUAAUGAUAAUGUGAAGUUAGUCGGUUGUAAGUUCUAUGAGGAAGAAUUGGAAAACCCGGAACUUUAUGAGCGCCCUCUUUUAGAAAAUCUCACGGAUGACAAUGUGGAAUUAUGGACUCUACUAGAAAUGGUACGCGAUGAGUAUCGACCCCAUUUAGUGAAGGUCAUAGAGUGGUCCAAAUGGAACCAAGAUUCUCCAAUCGAACGCGUGGAGACUUCCCGCCCAGGGGAUAGGGUGGUGAUUAUUUACCAACAAAGUCUGGAGUGGGACAUCGUACACAGACUGGUGUUCUAUAAAGUGGACAUAGACUGUGAGACCCCCAGUGUUACAGAACCGAUCAAAAUAAUCAUGAUCAACAGCGGGUGUCUGGGAGUCAAUCUCUCGGCGGAUCACAGGUACGUCGUGUACAACUUAAGAAGGGUGUGUAUAGACGGCGAUAACAGCUGGUACGAAAAAGAUGUCGACACAAUGGUGAUCAAUUUAGCAAAUAUUGGAGAAAAACCGGAGGUGUUUGAAGGAAACAAGUCUUUAGAACAGUCAGCAACAAUAUUUUACUUCUUCCCUAGCAUUUCUUCUGAUUUCCUUGCAAGCGGAUCUGAACAAGACGUUGCUUUUCUUUGGGAUCGUCAUUCGAAACACGUGAUCGCUACAUUACCUCACACACUUCCGGAUCCGAAGAAUGGAGUGAGUGCCGUUGCCUUCCAUCCACGUGACCCGGAAGUCUUAAUUAGUGUAGCAGAUGAUUGUAGAAUUAGGAUAUGGAUGUCCAAAAACAGGGAAAGACAAUUUAAACAGCAGAGUGAUAUACCAGACUGUGAUUAUACCUUACAAAGUGAUGUUUAAUGUAAGCCAUAAACUCAAACUCGUUCUGCUUGAUAUCACAACGUCAGGCGUUUUUAAUGUAGUUCUUGUAUACUUACUGCCAAUAAAUUAUGGAAUUAAAAUUUAAGUUUUGA